Molecule: messenger RNA, 3632 nt
Organism: Polyodon spathula (Mississippi paddlefish)
Lineage: Eukaryota; Metazoa; Chordata; Actinopteri; Acipenseriformes; Polyodontidae
Product: ethanolaminephosphotransferase 1-like
Exons: 10
Coding region: 122-1285 (387 amino acids)
Biological process (GO): phosphatidylethanolamine biosynthetic process
Cellular component (GO): endoplasmic reticulum membrane; Golgi apparatus
Molecular function (GO): ethanolaminephosphotransferase activity
Source: RefSeq, a predicted model, not a curated record
GUUGAUUGCUGAGGAGGAUCCAGAUAGCUGCGAGCUUGACAGCUCGAAUGGUCAUAGAGCCAGCAGAGCUGAAGAACGCUUGUCUUUAGUUUAGAACUGAGAAGUGCAAAAUAUAAAGAAUAUGUUUAACUACCAAUAUGUCACACCGCAACAGCUGGCCGGGUUCGACAAAUAUAAGUACAGUGCGGUUGAUACAAACCCAUUGUCCGUGUAUGUCAUGCAGCACCUGUGGAACUGGAUAGUGAAGGUAGUACCACUAUGGAUUGCACCUAAUUUAUUAACAUUUACUGGAUUUUUGAUGAUUUUAUUAAACUACUUCCUGCUGUCUUACUAUGAUUGGAACUUCACUUCAUCAGCUCCUGGUGGUAUACAUGCUCCAAACUGGGUGUGGGGUUUGUCUGGGUUUGCUACCUUUUGUGCCUAUGCUCUAGAUUCUAUUGAUGGAAAGCAUGCCAGAAGGACACAGUCCAGCAGCCCUCUUGGAGAGUUGUUUGACCACGGGCUGGACAGCUGGGCGACGUCCCUCUUCACACUCUCCCUGUUCUCAGUUUUUGGACUCGCGACUGAGCGGCAGGUGACUGCCUACACCCUGUACUCUAUACUGUGCGUCAUUCUGCUCACAUUCCUGCUUUCACACUGGGAAAAGUACAACACUGGAGUCCUCUACCUGCCAUGGGGAUACGAUAUCAGUCAAAUAACACUAACAGCAGUGUAUCUGCUGAGCGCAGUAGUUGGUGUAGAAGCAUGGUAUAGGCCUUUGCCCUUUGGUUAUUUCUUUACGGAUAUUUUAAUAGCCAUGGUUAUAGGUUGCUGUGUUUUUCUCUCCUUGCCACAGACACUUUACAACAUUUAUCAAGCACGAAAGAAUAAAACAUUAGAAAGAAAUUCCACGUAUGAAGCACUCCUUCCUCUGGCGUCUCCUGCCCUACUUUUUACACUUCUCACAGCCUGGGUGAAGUUAUCUGCCGAGGACAUUCUUACCAAACAGCCCAGGCUUUUCUUGUGGAUGGUUGGAGUUACGUUCUCAAAUGUUACAUGCAGGCUCAUUAUUUGCCAAAUGACAAACACAAGGUCGGAGGUCUUUCACUGGUUAUUGCUUCCAUUAGCUGCAAUUGUCAGUGCUGUUUCAACUGGAGUGCUGGUGCAGUCAGAGCUCCUCUUACUUGUUGGCUACACCGUUCUGGUGACAAUAGCACAUGUUCACUAUGGCCUCUGUGUGGGAAAACAGCUGAGUAAACACUUGAACAUUUUUAUCUUCUCUUUGGAGAAACGCCAUCAGGAAUGAAGGCAUUGCUGAACAAACACAGGAAACCUAAAGCGUUCUUCUUUGGACUGAGGCUGUAAAGCUAUACUAUGGGAAAAUUAAUUAUUAUUGUAUUUGAAAAACCAAAGGGUUUGCAAGGGAAAAAGGGAUAUAGGGUUCAGUUACAUCUCAGAUAAGCAUUCUAGGGGUCAUAAAAUGUAAAUUAAAAAAACAAACAAACAUACAUUUGUAAUAGGUUUAUGUAGCAUGUAUUAAAGGAAAAUUAAUUUAUCCAAGUAUGUUUAUGAUAUGCUGUUAACAGAAUAGAAUACUAAAUAAACCAACAGACUCAAUGUCUAAUUGCACAGUAAAUGCGCUUUAAGACAAUUUUCUUAGUUUCAAUAAUAGUGUAAACACUACUGCUUUCUGCCAGCAGCCUUGCACUGCCACAACUUAAGAAGCAAAACUGAUUUUGUUUGUUUUGUAUUUUUAACAAGGAGCCCUACUUCUCCUGGAUAUCUUGCUGGUUUAGGUCAGACCUCGUUUUCUACUAAAUAUUUAUAGAAUUCUGUAAUAUUCCCUUAGGGAAGCCAUUUCCAACCAUAGCAGAGAGAGGCACGGAAAUACUUUUAAAAAAGUACCAAAUUAGGCAUGAAAUACUGACCUGAUUUUGAAGGUUUAUUUAGUCACUUUCCAGCCAUAAUUACUAAGGAAAGCUUAUCAGUGAAGUCAAUGGAUAAACAUCGAUCUGCUGAUAGAAGCAGCUUCCCACAGCAGUUUCCUUGAUAAGAUCUUACUUGAAAAGUGUUUAAAAUUAUCAGACUUUUUUUUUUUUUUUUUAGUUUAAGCCAUGUCCAACAGAAAUAAAUAAUUUGUGAUGACCAUCUUUUGAAUUUGCGUUAACAUAAAAUGUACUGGGCAGCAUUCAACUCUCCCUACAGUAAAUACCCAAUGUUAGAACUUCAAAGCACUAAGUCAUUGUUUCAGGAAUACUAAAAUGAAAUAUAGUUUCAUUUCUGUUAUUUAACCACAAGAUUAACACACGCACAGAUUUUUUUUUUAAAUAGCUGCUUUCUAGACCUUGUAAAUCAAAGCUGAAAUGUAGGGUUUUUUUCUGCAGUAUUUUAAUAUACAGCAACAUUGUAAUUAUUUUAACUUAAAAUGAUCAGCUUUAACAUUUACACAUGGUGGGUUUGAGAAAGAGGCAAUAGCUGAAUCGCGGUCUUAUUUGAGCUGGGAACAUGGGGUAUUAAGGCUUUUUUUUUUUUUUUUACGUUUUUUUUUUUUUUUUUUUAAAGGCAUGCAUCCUUGCAUACCUAUAGACCAGAUAACUCUUUCAGCACUGCUGUAAUUUCAUUAAGUAAGGUCAUAACAAUGCUAUCACACUUUUUGUAAUGGCACUUUUUUUUUUUCUUAUGUACCUUGCUUGUCCCUUAUAUUUGGAUGUUUAACGUAAAUGAAGGGACAUUUUUAACCCAACUUAUAAGUAAGAGGACUGCUUAUGAAACAAAUUAAAUAGUUUCUUGUACUGAAAAAUGAAUGCAUAUAUAAAAAAGAAAUAGAUAUUGAUACUGGCUGGCCACGUUAUUAGGAGCUGUCUUAUUGAUUUGGAUUUGCCCUCACCCUGAUGUGGGACAUGUUCUCCUGGUAUAUCCCGAGUCCAUUGAUUUUUCUGUCAUUGUUUACUCAAUCAAUUGCAUUAUCAGUCCACCCAACAGUAUUGCAUUUAUACCCUAGUGGCGAUGGAUACUCUCAAGGCGAUAGCUCUCCCAUAAUCAUUCCAUAAUUGUGCGUGAAUGGUUUACAAAGUACUUCAAGCAUGUUCCUUAGGCGUCGCAAUCAGCAGAUCUCAAUUCAGUUGAGCAUUUUUGGGAUUAACAUGAACAACGCUUUCAUCAUCACGAUUCUCUGACUACCUCUGCACCAACUGUAUGAAAUCUAAUGACUUCAUAGAAUAAUUCUCUUGUGCAGUCUAUGCCAUGUAAUGUCAAGUCUGUGAUCAGGACAAACAGUGGCCUAACCCCACAUUAGGUACAUGUCCAAAUAACGUGGCUAGGCAGUGUACAUUUUUUAUUGGUCUGCUUUUUUGAGUGUAGUUACUGUAUCUUCCUGUUGUUGAAAUAGUUUAGGUGAAUUUCACUUAUUUGGGGAUCUGUGUGUAACGCCCCGUUUUGCUCUGAAUCUUAACUUUAGUAGCAAUCCUAUGGGUUUAAUACAGUCCCCAUGGCGGUCAUGUUGUUCAGACCACAAAAUCAUUAAACAGCUUGGCAGUCUAAUGUUCAAGAGACCAAGGUCUGAGAACAAAAACAAAAAUAUAACACCGGGAUUUCAGCUCUGUAUUCAGUGCACAGGUCCACGUAUUUUAUUAGGAGUUAAGAAUGUUUAUUUU